UGAACCUCUUUCUCACUGGGAGGCUCAGCAGUGCUGUCCCUGCCUUAGGCACCAACUGCAGCUGGUACAUUCAGGGUGACCGCGGUGACAUGAUCACCAUCAGUUUCCGAAACUUUGACGUGGAGGAGUCUCACCAGUGCUCCCUGGACUGGCUGCUGCUGGGCCCGGCAGCUCCACCUCCCCAGGUGGCUUUUCGCCUCUGUGGCUCAGCCAUCCCGCCCGCCUUCAUCUCGGCCCGUGACCAUGUCUGGAUCUUCUUUCACUCAGACGCCUCCAGCUCCGGCCAGGCCCAGGGCUUCCGCCUCUCCUAUAUCCGAGGAAAGCUGGGCCAGGCAUCCUGUCAGACAGAUGAGUUCCGUUGUGACAACGGCAAGUGCCUGCCUGGUCCUUGGCAGUGCAACGCGGUGGAUGAGUGUGGAGACGGCUCGGAUGAGGGUAACUGUUCAGCCCCUGCCUCGGAGCCACCAGGCAGCUUGUGCCCGGGGGGCACCUUCCCGUGCAGUGGAGCUCGCUCCACACGCUGCCUGCCGGUUGAGAGGCGCUGUGACGGGACCCAGGACUGUGGCGAUGGGUCUGACGAGGCUGGCUGCCCCGACCUAGCAUGUGGCCGGAGGCUGGGCAGCUUCUAUGGUUCCUUCGCCUCCCCAGACCUGUUCGGCGCUGCCCGCGGGCCUUCGGACCUUCACUGCACAUGGCUGGUGGACACCCAGGACACUCGCCGUGUGUUACUGCAGCUGGAGCUACGGCUGGGUUACGAUGACUAUGUGCAAGUGUAUGAGGGGCUGGGCGAGCGGCCGCGAUGAACAGGGCUGCCCAGCGUGCCCUCCAGACCAGUAUCCCUGCGAGGGUGGCAGCGGCCUGUGCUAUGCACCUGCGGAUCGUUGCAACAACCAGAAAAGUUGCCCCGAUGGCGCCGAUGAGAAGAACUGCUUUUCCUGCCAGCCGGGCACCUUCCACUGUGGCACCAACCUGUGCAUCUUUGAGACAUGGCGCUGCGAUGGCCAGGAGGACUGCCAAGACGGCAGUGAUGAGCACCCCUGGCUGGCCGCCGUGCCCCGCAAGGUCAUCACCGCCGCCCUCAUUGGCAGCCUGGUGUGCGGAUUGCUGCUGGUCAUCGCCCUAGGCUGUGCCUUCAAACUCUACUCCCUGCGCACGCAGGAGUACAGGGCCUUUGAGACCCAAAUGACACGUUUAGAGGCAGAGUUUGUGCCUAUAGCUCUGGUGGGCAUCCUGGCAGGGGCUUAGGGGCCCGUUCCUUGGCCUGGGAAGGAGGGUGGAGUGAAGACCACCUUUGAGGUCUCAGAGAGCACAGCCCCUUGGAUGCUCCUGUCGAAUUGCUCUUUGCAAUUCUAAUCUGGGGAUUCGUUUCUAUAAAAGCAGGGGGAGCCAGAACCAGGCUUUCUGCUAUCUUUCUGUGUCCACUCACCCCACAGUGGUACCAGCUGCCCAUCCCAGAACUCUGCCAGGAGCUGUAGUUGAGGCCUGAAAAGGUCCCGGGGGGUGUUGGACCUCAGUCACGGUGAGUGCUCUUUCCACCCUUCCCCACAGUGCCCCUGGGGGAGAUGGGCUAAUGGCUUCUGUCCCAUUCUCAUGCCUGUGGCAUCAGCAUGGACCUGGCUAGGCUAGGGCCCUUUGCCCACUGGCUUCUGGGUCAGUCCGUAAGCAUAACGGUAAGACUGGAAACAUGAGAGAGGACGAUCAUGAGAAAGGCCAUGUAUGCUUUCUCGAGAUACAGAAGCCAAGUGGCAAUGGUAACAUCCAUCCUGUCCUGCCUCAGAGCCUCAGUUUCCCCACCACCAUCAGAAGUAGUAGCAUUCACUCUGGUGACUUAUGGGAAGGACAGUCCCAGCUGGAAAUUUGGGGGUUCUUCUGGGGGGCUGAGCUCAAGGUGGCAUGGAGGGUCGCAGAUGGAGUCUUGCUGUCUCCCGUGGGCCCCAUGGAGUCAGCCUCAGGUUCCAGCUGCAAAACCUACCAGAAGACCUCUUGCACAGUACCUUCCCCUCUAGCAACCAACACUCCAUGCUGAGGCAUGUCCCCAUGGACUCCCCUUGCACACAGCGACAACCAGCCCUGUUUAUUCACAGGCUUUUCAGGAGAAGGUAGCAGGGCACUGCUAAGGCAGGAAGCACGACCCCAGUGGCUGGUCCCUCACAGUAGGCCUCUAAGGGUCGGAUCUCUCUCUCUCUCUUUUUCCAGAAAAAAAAAAAAGUUUUUUGAAAACAAAACAAAACACAAAACCCUCCUCAAUAAACAACAUGUAAA
Cricetulus griseus (Chinese hamster) is the source of this 2262-nucleotide messenger RNA. NCBI's taxonomy places the organism in Eukaryota, Metazoa, Chordata, Mammalia, Rodentia, Cricetidae. The record is from RefSeq and is a predicted model, not a curated record.